AUGCAAACUCCCUCCCCGACCCCCCAACCCCACUGGCUCCGCCACUACGCCAGCCCAAACUACACCUGGACCGCCACCUCCAUAGACGCCACCAACCCAGACAGCAGAACCAGAUUCUCCCGUCCCCUCGGCCUAGUCGAAUCCAUCUUCGACUCCGAUGGCCGGUUCUGGGAAGGUCGGGCAGAUAUCAACUGCCUCCUCACGCUCGAAAUCCGCUCUUCCCUCUCUCCAGUCGAGCUACGGAAACACAUCCUCCUCGCCUGGACGUGUCUGAGGUGCCAGCACCUAUUGCUGCAGGCUAGAGCUGUUGUCUCUGCUGAGGAGCGUUCGGAAGGGAAGUCGAAGAGCCAUGAUGUCCGCUUCAUCGUCGAUCUACCCGCAACCACGACCGAUGCCCGAGUAGAAGCGGAAAAGCACAUCGUCUUCCUCGCAGACCAUUACGAUACCAUCACCUGGCAAGACUUCUGGCUGCACUGCCAAAACGCCGCCCGGGUCCUCGAUCCCAACCUUGCUCUAGCGAAACUCUUCCUCCUAACCCCCGAGAUCAAGAAGGGCAGUGAGACUUUCACCCUCCACUUCCUCGCAAUCGGCGCGCAUCAAAUCUGGGAUGGUCUCGCCACAAGCAUCUGGAUGCGAAACUUCACCCAAUUCCUCAACGAGUCCCACGUCCAACUAACCCAGCGUCUUACCGCCUCCUUGGAACCAAAAGGCGUACGAGCCCGCCUCCCCCCGCCUCAAGAAGCGCUCUACCCCCCCUUCCUACCCACAGCCACCUCGCGAGCGAAACAACGCUGGUUCUGGCUCCUCACCCGUCUCCUCCGGCACGUGCGGAAACCGCUGGCAGCAGGGUUUCCGAACCCACUUUACCGCUCUCAGCGUCAACCUCCGAUUCCACUGAGCCCGGUAUACGAUAGAGUCCUCAACUACACCACCACACCCGCCCUAAACACAACCGUGAUCAAUAUCACCCUCCCCACCCACCAAACCCGAACUCUACACCGUCUUUGCCGCGAAGCGGGCACGAGUGUAGGGGCGGGGUGUUUCGCUCUCGUGGCGAUGAGCAUGAUGGCCCUUUACGAAUCUCUAAACCCUAACAUCCCUCUCGCGGAAAGACGGCCCUUCAUCACGGGCUUCCCUCUCAACCCCCGGGCUUUCUUCGACCAUAAGGUGGAGCCGGAUAGUUGCAUGCUCGCGUUCUCCGACGGGAUCUCCCUCCCUUUCCUCUCGGCUUCCUUGCCGGUUGAAGGUCGGCUGAGGUUGUUGGCGAAGGUCGCGCAGAGGCAGUUGGGGGUUUAUCAGAAACGGAGGACGGCUCGGCAGGAACAAGACCUGUCGUCCAUGACUUCCCGCGGCGCAGGUAGGGUCCUGGCAGUCCAGUAUCUCAACUCCAUUGAGCGGGCGGACGCUAUGGUGCCGGGGCGGCUUCGCAAAUACCCCAAUCCGCAGGGCCAGUAUCCAGCGAGCCAGAAUCUCACAGGGCAGACUUGUGGGGUUAGUUCUGUUGGUCGUCGGGAUCCCUUACUUAGACCUGGUGUGUACGAUGUCCGUCGUCCGGCUUGUGAGGAGGGGAAGGAGAUGGUGGCGGAUUUCCGCUCCAUGAGACAGUGUGUUAGGGCUCGAGAGGGGGAGUUUUUGGUCGGUAUUGGGGGGGAUGAGGAGGCUGUGGGGGUGGGGGUUAGUGUUGAUGCUUCGGUGGUGGAUCUGGGGAGGGUGGAGGAGUGGAGGGGGAUGCUUUUGGGGUUGCUUGAGGGGGUUGGUGGGGAGGGGAGGGAGGGGAGGGAGAGGAGUAGGUUGUGA
Messenger RNA from Recurvomyces mirabilis, 1797 nucleotides. RefSeq lists its product as uncharacterized. NCBI's taxonomy places the organism in Eukaryota, Fungi, Ascomycota, Dothideomycetes, Mycosphaerellales, Teratosphaeriaceae. The coding region runs from base 1 to 1797 and encodes 598 amino acids. The record is from RefSeq and is a predicted model, not a curated record. The transcript has a single exon.